AUGCAAUAUUCCUCCUUGGUAAUGACACUACGCCCAGUGAUGCCUGUGAUAGAGUGUCGGCUAUACAUACUCCAGGCUCGCCCUUUAGGCAUGACAAAGGAAGGUCGUGCAUGUUGGUUGAUGAUUCAUGCAUUGGAGGGCGAUGUGAAAGUACAGCAGGGGAUGAUGGUUAGUGUGCAAUGUGGGCAGGAUAUCUUGCAAGGCGAGGUGGGGCAGGUUUUAGUAAAGACAGAUGUGUGGGUUGUUUUUGAGGUGGCUUUGUGUGAUGGUCAGAUGUGGCAGUUAAAUGCUCCGGCUGUAUGGGCUAGUACAGGGUUUCCGGAGGCUAAGCCUUAUUGGGCUUCCGAACCAGUGAUGCUGUCAUCUGCUAACGGGUCCACGUAG
Heterobasidion irregulare TC 32-1 is the source of this 384-nucleotide messenger RNA. RefSeq lists its product as uncharacterized. The coding region runs from base 1 to 384 and encodes 127 amino acids. The transcript is spliced from 2 exons. The record is from RefSeq and is a predicted model, not a curated record. NCBI's taxonomy places the organism in Eukaryota, Fungi, Basidiomycota, Agaricomycetes, Russulales, Bondarzewiaceae.